AUGGCAGAUAGGGUCAAGUGGGUAAUUCGCAAAGAAUUAAACGAUGCAAAAUAUUGCAUCAUUGUUGAUGAAUGUAGUGACAUGUCAAGGAAGAAGCAAAUGGCCAUUGUUUUGAGAUAUGUUGACAAUGAUGGCUUUGUAAGGGAGCGAUUUUUCAGCCUAAUUCAUGUUCCUAACACUUCAUCGAUGACUUUAAAAGAUGAAAUGUGUUCAGUUCUCUCUCACUAUGGUCUUAAUAUUCGAAACAUACGAGGCCAAGACUAUGACGGAGCAAGUAACAUGAGAGGGGAGUGGAAUGGGUUGCAAGCUCUAAUUUCUAAUCAAUGCCUGUAUGCUUACUACAUUCGUUGUUUCGCCCAUCGUUUACAAUUAACAUUAGUUGCUGCAUCUAAAGAAGUAAUCCCUGUUUAUCAAUUCUUCUCUAUGUUGAAUUCUACAGUCACAUUUGUUUUGGGAUCCUGUAAGCGUAGUGAUGAACUCAGAGCUACUUUUGCACUAAAAUUUCUUCUUUAUUUGACAAUGAUGAGCUUGAAACUGUUAUUGGUAAAAUCAUUUUGUGAAAGUCAGUUGAUUGAUAUCCUUGAUUUGAGUGCUUGUUAUUUUGGGAGACGCGGUCGUGCUAGGCAUCAUAGAGAUAAUGUUUCAGUUGAGCAUCACUAUCGAGUUGAUAUCUUUAAUGCUACAAUCGACUUUCAGUUACAAGAAUUAAAUAACAGGUUCAUUGAGAAAUAUGUGGAGUUUCUCAUUCCUAGUUGUGCUCUUGAUCCGAGAGAAUGGAGAAAAGGAUUUCAAGCUGACAAUACUUGCAAACUUGUCCACAAGUUCUGUCCUAAAGAUUUUACGGAAUGUGAGAAGGAAGACUUGAGAGUUCAAUUACUUCAUUUUGAGGUUGAGAUCUUAAGCAUUCUAGUAUGCAAAAGUUAUCUGACAUUUCUCAUUUGUGUCAUUGCUACUACUGAGCGUGCAUUUUCAGUCUUGAGAAUUGUUAAAACUAGAUUUCGAAACAAGAUGGAUGAUGAGUUCCUUGAGAAUUGUUUGGUCAUCUACAUUGAAAGAGAAAUAGCUAAAAAGUUGUUAGUGGAUGCUAUUGUUGAUGGAUUUCGAGACAUGAAAGAGUGUCGAGCACUAUUAUGA
Beta vulgaris subsp. vulgaris (sugar beet) is the source of this 1134-nucleotide messenger RNA. RefSeq lists its product as uncharacterized. NCBI's taxonomy places the organism in Eukaryota, Viridiplantae, Streptophyta, Magnoliopsida, Caryophyllales, Amaranthaceae. The transcript is spliced from 3 exons. The record is from RefSeq and is a predicted model, not a curated record. Bases 1 to 1134 code for a protein of 377 amino acids.